Molecule: messenger RNA, 1425 nt
Organism: Phytophthora nicotianae INRA-310
Lineage: Eukaryota; Oomycota; Peronosporomycetes; Peronosporales; Peronosporaceae
Exons: 3
Coding region: 250-1311 (353 amino acids)
Source: RefSeq, a predicted model, not a curated record
CGCAUUUGAUCGCACAUCUCAACAAUGAGUGGAGAGACCAUGAAGCAAGCGUGGGGCUACCAACGCGCUGUGUGGGAUCACGCCAGGGAGCGGGUACUGCUUGACGUGUUUGAGAAGACCCGUCGAGACCCAAAGCUGCGUACAGACCGAGGACUCAAGUCCCGGGGCUGGGACCUUGUUGCCGAACAGGUUAACGAUCGUUGCAAGAGCACCUUCAACGUUGGUACGAUCCGCUAACAGUAAAUCCCAAUGAAGAAAUAUAAACAUGCCAUGGCUCACACUAAUGGCUAUGCUGCAGACCAGCUGAAGUCCAAGUAUGCACGUCUUAUGAUGGACUACGAGCUGUUCAAGGACGUGGGCGGAGAGCGCAACUUAAGCGAAGAAAUCUGGGACCAACUGAUCGUGGACAUGCCUGACAGCGCCGCUCGACUGAGUAUAUUCAAGAAGUCUGGAUUUCCACACUGCGAUGUUUGCCGUCGUAUUGCUAUCGAGAGGGACGAAGGAAUUCCCACUGUGAAGCGACCGAUUGGAACGAUUGCAGAGUUGCCCGAUACUAAGAGACGCCAGUUGGUUCACUCGGGUGCUCGAAAGUCGAGUCGACUCUUUACGUGGGGCCCGCGCGAGGAGAAACUGGUGCUGUUUUUGUGCUGGAAGGCCAAGGUGAAGCGAGAGAAGACCAAGGACAACGACGAAGUUACCAAACCUAAACAAGUGUUCCUUGAUGCUACGAAUGAGCUCAACCUGCUUUGCAAGACUAAUUUUACUGAGGACCAGUUUAAGGGCAAGUACUUGGAGCUGAUGCAUGGCUACGAACAAUUUAACAAAGUGACAGGCUUCUCCGGUGACCUUGACACGGUCCCUAACAGCGAUGCAGACUGGGACAAGCUCAUUCAAGAGCAUCCAGAGAGUUCGCAAGAGCUUCAGCAGUUAAAGAGCAAAGGAGGCUUUCCAUACGUCGAGCUGUGCAGUCUGAUCGCAGGAGACAAGUCGAGUGAUGGAAUGGAGCCUGCAAGUGCCAAUGAAUUUCUGGUGACGGGAGCGCUCAAGCGAUCGGAAGUUGGAAACGAACUCAACACGGAGUCUGUCAACGCUGUGGCUGCCGCCCAGGCCACGUUGUCGGCCAACACUCUCUCGCAACUGCUACCAGCUACGGCAACGACGUUGCCUACUGGGCAGCAUGACCCAGCAGCGGCUGCGAUGCCGGCUUUCAUGACGCAAGAGUUGCACGACAACCUCAAUAUGUUCCUGAAAACGGCCACGGCGUAUCUCGUCAUGGCCAUCAACGAUCACAACCAGGAGAGCAACAAGUGAGUUCGCACAGCGCCACUUCAACUUGUGUCUGUUUUUAGUGCUUUUUGCACAUAGUUUUGCUGUAAUGGGAGUGAAUGCUACUUUUUUUCUUUUUAUCUAAAUGAUAAAUAGCAU